CCGGACUGUCAGAAGAACAGGAAGACUUUUAUUGUCGAAGCCCUAGUCGAUUACCCACUGUCAUUCAGGGGUUACAAACUUUGUUGAACUCUUAGCAGCCAUGGAAACUAAUAAAGAAGACACCGUCGACCCAAGUCAUCGGUAACACCGACUUUUAUCCGUGUUGUAGUCACCGAAACAACUCGUGAACCUGGGAAGAGCGGAGUUCUUUUUCGUCACUGAGACUUUACCUAGUGUAGCAGCCAAGCUAGCCUAGCAGAAGCUAACAUUAGCACUCAUAGUACCCCACUCUUUCGGGACGUCAGAAUUACACUGCACACGUUUCAGUUCAUGUUACAUGUGGUUACUACUAGUAUAAAGCUGUUGAUUAUAUGAUAAGGUCGCAACAGGUUGUCUUUAUACUUUUCGUGCAGUGGACUUGGGAAAGUGCUUUGAAUUUCCCUCCUUCAGUGUAACAGACAGGCGGCUUAGCGAGGGGUCCGCUGUGUGUAGUUGGCUGGGUCCCAAAUUAUUAGCAACGCUGUGCUAAUUGUGGCUAGUUAGCCUGGGCUCUAGUUUAGGCCCAGGGGAAAUAACUGUUCACUUUGUUGUUAGUUUGCAAACAAAAGACCGGGGGAUUAUUGGCUCUAUGUUUAGAAAUCCAAGGUGGAUUUAUCGUCACAUUUACACGUAUUUUGACGCAUAUUCCAAGUAAACGGAUUAAUUUUUGAAUAUGGAUCAACACACGGGGAAUUCUGCCUCAGCUCCUGGUCCCAAGAAGGACAAGAAAUCAAAGAAAAACUACGAGGAUGGAGAUGGAAAAAAGAAAUUUAAACUCAAACGGCUGAUUCCUGAUGAGUUGGAGCGUUUCACCAGUAUGAGGAUGAAAAAGGACAAGGAGAAGCCUGGUCAUGUGCCAGGUCAACGUCACUCGUCAGCUGCCAGCUAUGAGAUCAACGCUCAAAGUGCCAUGCUGCAUGAUCAUUCUGAUGAAUACGUCCUGGAACUCUUUGAACAGAUGCUGGUGGAUAUGAACCUUAAUGAGGAGAAGCAGCAGCCUCUUAGAGAGAAAGACAUUGUGAUUAAACGAGAAAUGGUCUCUCAGUACCUCCACACAUCCAAAGCUGGUCAAAACCAGAAAGAGAGCUCCAAGUCUGCCAUGGUGUACAUUCAAGAGUUAAAGGCAGACUACAGAGAUGCACAGCUGUUGAGCUGUCUGGAGUCUCUAAGAGUUUCACUCAAUAACAACCCUGUCAGUUGGGUACAGAACUUUGGAGAUGAGGGCCUGGCACUGUUACUGAACCUUCUUAGAAGACUACAAGAGGAGAAAGAUGAAUACCCUGGGAUGGGGGUGAAAUGUCAACACGAGAUUAUCCGCUGUCUAAAAGCCUUCAUGAACAACAAGUAUGGUUUAAAAGCCAUGCUGGAUUCAGAUGAGGGGAUACCUUUGCUAGUGAGAGCCAUCAACCCUAGGGUGCCUCAUAUGAUGGUGGAUGCUGUUAAGUUGGUGUCUGCUAUCUCCAUUUUGGAACACCCUGAGAAUCUUCAUGAGCGAGUCUUAGAGGCCAUUACAGAGGAAGCAGAGAAAGGGGACAUUGAAAGGUUUCAGCCUCUUCUGUCUGGAAUGAACAGUCAUAACAUUGCUCUUAAGGGUGGCUGCAUGCAGCUAAUCAAUGCUUUGAUCAGUCGUGGAGAGGAAUUGGACUUCAGGAUCCAUCUUCGUUCUGAACUGCUAAGACUGGGACUUAGAGACCUGCUGACGGAGGUACGGACAAUUGAAAAUGACGAGCUGAGGGUGCAACUCAAUGUAUUUGAUGAGCAAGCUGAAGAUGACUCGGAGGACCUCAAAGCACGUCUUGAGGACAUCCGCAUUGAGAUGGAUGAUGUGAGGGAAGUGUUCGAAAUUCUAGUCAAUACAGUGAAGGACUCCAAGGCUGAAACCCACUUCCUGUCCGUGAUGCAGCACCUGCUACUGAUCCGAAACGAUUAUUUGGCCAGGCCUCAGUACUACAAGUUGAUAGACGAGUGUAUCGCCCAGAUCGUGCUUCACAGGAAUGGAGCAGACCCUGACUUUAAGUGCCGUAACCUUAGCCUCAAUGUUGACUGCUUAAUAGACAACAUGGUGGACCAGACCAAGGUGGAAACCAGUGAGGCUAAGGCCACUGAGCUGGAGAAAAAGCUGGAUGCCGAGUUGACAGCACGGCAUGAGUUGCAGGUGGAGCUGAAGAAACUAGAGGGUGACUAUGAGCAGAAGCUGCAGGACCUGAGCCAAGAAAAGGAACAGCUGGCAUCUUCCAAGCAGGAGAGAGAAAAGGAGAAUCAGGGACUACAACAACAGCUAAGCACUCUGCAGCAGCAGGUCGAAAAGCUCUCAAAAGAUCUUGAAAAGGCCAAGACUCAAGUUGUCACAGUUACUGUUCCUGUGCCAACUCCUGGUUUGCCCCCUCCACCUCCCCCACCUCCUCUCCCUGCUCAGAAUGGUGGAAUGGUCCCUCCACCACCCCCACCCCCACCCCUACCAGGCCAGGCAUGCAUGAAUGUUUUCCCACCUCCACCUCCUCCUUUACCAGGCAAUGCAGGUAUUCCUCCCCCUCCUCCUCCACCUCCCCUACCUGGCAUGCCGGGGCCCCCACCACCUCCACCACUCCCUGGCAUGCCAGGACCCCCACCACCUCCACCACUCCCUGGUAUGUCAGGACCUCCACCGCCACCGCCGCUUCCUGGAAUGGGUCCACCACCCCCACCACCUCCGCCUGGAGGGCCUGGUAUUCCACCGCCACCACCAGGUCCUGGUAUGCCUCCACCUCCACCAUUCGGUAUGGGUGGCUGGGGUGCCCCUGCACCACCUCAGCUGCCGUAUGGCCUCCAACCGAAAAAAGAGUACAAGCCCGAAGUCCAGCUUAAGAGAGCCAACUGGAGCAAGAUUGGACCCGAGGACCUCUCAGAGAACAGUUUCUGGACAAAGGCAAAAGAGGAGCAAUUUGAAAACAAUGAGCUCUUUGCCAAACUUACCUUGACAUUCUCCUCACAGACAAAGACUACUAAAGCCAAAAAGGAGCAGGAUGGUGGAGAUGAUAAGAAGCAGCUGCAGAAGAAGAAGGUGAAGGAGCUGAAGGUUCUGGAUGGCAAAUCUUCACAAAAUCUUUCCAUUUUCCUGGGAUCAUUCCGUCUUCCUUAUGAAGAGAUCAAGAAUGCUAUCUUGGAGGUUAAUGAGAAGAUCCUCACAGAGUCCAUGGUUCAGAACCUGAUCAAACAACUUCCAGCUCCAGAGCAGCUGAGUGUCCUCGGAGAGAUGAAAGAUGAAUAUGACGACUUAGCUGAGUCUGAACAGUUUGGAGUGGUGAUGUCCUCUGUGAAGCGGUUGAACCCACGCCUUCAGGCCAUCCUGUUCAAGCUCCAGUUUGAGGAGCAGCUGAACAACAUCAAGCCAGAUGUGGUAUCGGUGACAGCAGCCUGUGAGGAGCUUAUCAAAUGCCAGGCCUUCUCCAAGUUGCUACAGAUCACCCUCCUUGUCGGCAACUACAUGAAUGCAGGUUCCCGCAAUGGCAAGGCAUUUGGCUUCACCAUUUCAUAUCUCUGCAAGCUACGUGACACAAAAUCAGCUGACCUGAAACAGACACUGCUUCAUUUCAUUGCUGACAUAUGCCAGGAGCAAUAUCCUGAUGUCAUGAGCUUUCCUGAUGAGCUCAUCCACGUGGAAAAGGCCAGCCGAGUUUCUGCAGAGACACUUCAGAAGAACCUAGAACUGAUGGGUCGUCAGAUCAAGAAUUUGCAGAAAGAUUUAGAAACAUUCCCUCCACCACAAAAUGACAAGGACCUGUUUGUGGAGAAGUUGUCCAGUUUUGUGGUCAGUGCCCAAGAACAGUAUGAAAAGCUGGAUUUGUUGCAUAAGAAUAUGGAGAAGGAAUAUACCGACCUAGGACAAUACUUUGUGUUUGACACGAAGAAAGUCUCAGUAGAGGAGUUUUUCGGGGACCUGAACACCUUUAAGAAUAUGUUUCAGCAAGCAGUGAAGGAAAAUCAGAAGAGAAAAGAAGCUGAAGAAAAAAUCAAGAGGGCUAAAUUGGCCAGGGAAAAGGCAGAGAAGGAAAAAGAGGAGAAACUCAAGAGGAGCCAGCUCCCAGACAUCAAUGCAGAGGGUGAUGAAACUGGUAUCAUGGAUGGCCUUUUGGAGGCGCUGCAGUCUGGCGCUGCAUUCAGACGGAAGAGGGGCCCUCGGCAAGCAGCCAACCACAGACGAGCUGGUCAUGCAGUGACCAACAUCCUGGCCAAGGAACUGAUGCAGGAAGACACGCCCUCAUCAAGCAAACUGCCAGUAAAGAAGAAGCGGACAGAGGAGAAGGACGAACCCAAACUCGAAGGGGCUGAGUCACUGGAGGAGCUACUGGAAGCUGCUCCACCUCGGUCCAGUUAGGGGCAGGAAGUUUGUUUUUGUUUUAAACUUUUGAGUCAGUGGUUACAGAUCUGUUUCUUAGCCAUUACAGAGGCCAAUAUCAAUGUAAGAGUUGAGCUCUGAUAUUAGGUGUCUGUUUCUCCCACCUAUGUCUUAACAGGAUCGUCUUUAAACAUAGAAUUGACUGUUUCAGGAGGCUAUGGAGAGGUGUGAUGAGGGCAGAGCUGUCCCUCCAGCUGCGACCCCUAGAUGCCCCGAUCUUUGCCAAUCCCAUUAAAAACAUACUUGAUUUUUUUUUUUUUUUUUUUUUUCAGCAUGUGCACAUAUCUGUUCAUACAUGUUUUCUGUUUUGAUGUAUCUGUCAUUUGUCAAAGGGCGUCUUCCAAAGACAUACUCGGGAAGAAUCCACCCUUAUUUUUUUUGCGGUUAUUUCCAAAUUACAAAUUUCGACUGCAAAUGCCUGGACUCUGGUACAUCCUGUAGGUGCUUCAUAGUUUUCUCUGGAUGUUCCAGGCCAAUAUCAUUUUUGUUGCUCGUUGUUGCCUGAUGAAACAUAUUGCUUUGUAAUUGUCAGUCCGGUGUUAACAUUUGUUUAGCAUUUUGCUGUAUCAUUGAAAAACGUGCCAACCAAUAGAAGUUCACCUUUGAGGUUUUGUUCAGUCACAGUUUGCACUCACUCGUUAUGUGGACCAAUCCAACAAUAUAUCACCAAUUUAUCACCUGGGUGUAUCAGAGGGUUUGUUUUUUCCUGAAAACUGAGUCCGUUCACUGAUGUUUUUGAUUUUUUUAAAUUAUAUAUAAUACGGUUAACUUACACAUGCACAUCUUCACUCAAUUGCCACACGUGUCCCACAGCAGUUAUCUGAGGAAAACAUGAUUGUGUGAUCUUCAUAGUGGUUCUGAUAGUGGUUCUGUAACUCCAAAAGGGAUCUAGAGUUAGAUGGGAGGAGACAUGUUCUUCCAGGCAAUUUAACCAAAAUCCAACAAUGCUUUCUUUAAAGGGUGUUUCCACACAAAUUUAGACUGAGCAGUCUGCGUGCUUGUGUUUCUGUGUAUGAGCAUGUCUGUGUGUGAAGUAAGCCGCCUAUAUUUAGUUUUGUGUGCACGAUCAGGUUUGUGGACACGUCUGUGUUUGAGUAUGUAGGUUUUGUGUGUGUGUGUGUUGCCGCCUGUAAUUACUGUAUGGUACCGUCAAUGCUGUCAUAAAUGCUAGGUUUCAGAAACAGCUCUGUGGUCUUUUUGCUGAGGAUAUUGCACACUGGAAAACUGCCCAAAAACUGCUGACACAAGUAUGUGUGUUCACCCAUUUUCCUCCUACUAAACAUGCUGGAUGUCUAGCCUUGCUUGUAUUUGUUCAGUACAGAUCAGCAUACAUGUUGAUAUGAUGUUGUAAAAUCUGACAAGGAUCCUGAGAGGUGAUGUCAGCUGCUCCAUGCAAUAUUUAUUCCUAUGCAAACAUGAUUGUGUACAACCCAGACAGCCUCAGGAUUUUUAACCCAGUGGGUGACUUUUGUGGUCUCUAUCAGCUUGCUGAUUUAAGACCAGUGCUUCAGAAUGCUGGUUAUUGAAAACCUUUAAACAUCCAAAUGUUCAGGUUUCAGGAAUCAGGUGUGCUUCCUUUUUUUUUCUCUUCAAAAAUGGAAAAUCUUCUCUAAAAAUGUAAAUGUCGCACUUAAAAAUCACACCAUUAAAGGAACAAGGCCUUUAUUUUGAACACCUGCUUCUGCUUUCCUAUAGUGGAACACAGACGUAUUAAGAAAGUUGCAUUAGAUAAAAAAAGAAAAGGUAGAUUUUAUGAUGGCUCAAAUGUACAAGUAACUGUGUCUUCAGACAUUUUGAGGCUUUUGGACCUUUUUUUUCUCAUUGAAAUCAGUUAUACAGAAAACUGCAACAAGAUAUGAGACUGUAGACUGCUGUGCCUAUAAUUGCAAACACAAAAUAUGCUUUAGCCAUAUUUAAACUCGAGAUAUGACCAUUUUUUUGUCAUCUGCAGUACAUUUUUCCUCACUUUUUGGGUUAAUUGUAUACCUGACACUGAAAAGUGAAAGAAUUACAUCAAAAGUUUAUCAGAACAUCACUGGAAAUAACAUGUUUUGAAUUGAGACAUUCCUUUUGUUAAUUUUUUAAGAGAUUGUUUUCUAUGUGAAUUUUUACAGUUGAUUAUUUUAUUGUAUUUCAAUUGAGGUUUUUCUCUUUCUUUUUUUUUUCUGAGAAAUCGCUUUAUGUAUACAGAAUAAUGCACAGUCAUUCUGUUUGCUACACAGACUUAUUAAAAUGUCUUAAGUAAUUUAA
Messenger RNA from Sphaeramia orbicularis (orbiculate cardinalfish), 6664 nucleotides. It is a transcript of the gene diaph1, whose product is annotated as diaphanous related formin 1. Lineage: Eukaryota; Metazoa; Chordata; Actinopteri; Kurtiformes; Apogonidae. The record is from RefSeq and is a predicted model, not a curated record. Gene Ontology annotation, molecular function: small GTPase binding; actin binding. The coding region runs from base 713 to 4393 and encodes 1226 amino acids. The transcript has 28 exons. Gene Ontology annotation, biological process: actin filament polymerization; actin cytoskeleton organization. Gene Ontology annotation, cellular component: actin filament.